Molecule: messenger RNA, 2828 nt
Organism: Gadus chalcogrammus (walleye pollock)
Lineage: Eukaryota; Metazoa; Chordata; Actinopteri; Gadiformes; Gadidae
Gene: thnsl2
Product: threonine synthase-like 2
Exons: 11
Coding region: 269-1738 (489 amino acids)
Biological process (GO): 2-oxobutyrate biosynthetic process; dephosphorylation
Molecular function (GO): pyridoxal phosphate binding
Source: RefSeq, a predicted model, not a curated record
CAUGGAUUAAAGCGCAUUCUGCAUCCGGUUCAUAGAAGGCAAGGCAGCCAGCCAACAGUCCGAAAACAACAAUAACGGGACUUGAGCAAUGAGCAGAACUUGAGUAAAACUUUCCGAGGGUAGAACGUUAGGAUCUCAGAUCUGACGCCCAGAUACUAAAUGACCCUGGACUGGACCAGCAGUGAACAAGACAAAAGCCUUUUCUUGUUAGUAUUAAAUCAUUUUGGGGGACACUUUGCUUCUGUCUGGAUACCAAUAACAGGCUCCUAUGAUGCGGUACUGCAGCACUCGGGGCGGGGUCCAGGGCGCGGACUUCUGCGAUGUCCUCUUCUCGGGGUUCGCCCCGGACGGAGGGAUGUUCAUGCCAGAGAGCCUGCCCGUGCUGAGCCCUGACACCCUGCGCUCCUGGGCCGCUCUGCAUUUCUCUCAGCUGGUGGUGGAGGUGGCCUCGCUGUUCAUCCCCACCCAGCUGAUGCCCCGAGACCACCUGGAAGCACUGGUGAUGGAAGCCUUGUCUAGCUUCUCAGUGCCAGAGGUCGUCAGAUUUGCCAAAUUAAAAGAGGGCUUGACCAUCGUUGAGCUCUUCCAUGGCAACACGCUGGCCUUCAAGGACCUGGCUAUGACCUGCACAGUGCGCUUCCUCGACUACUUUCUCCAAAAACAGAAACGCAGAGCUGUUGUUGUCGUAGGUACAUCGGGGGACACCGGCGGCUCAGCCAUCCAGAGUGCUAAAGGGCUGGCCCAGGUGGACCUGGUGGUGGUGUACCCCAGAGGACGCGUCACCCCCGUCCAGGAGAAGCACAUGACCACCUGCUUACAGGACAACAUCCACGUGUUCUCAGCGGACGGGACCUCAGACGAUAUUGACAAUCCAAUACGCCGUCUGUUUGCCGACCAUGAACUGGUCAAAGCCCACGGCCUCAUGAGCCUAAACUCGGUCAACUGGUCCAGGAUCAUGAUACAGCUGGCCCACUUCAUCUACGCCUACCUGCACAUGAGUGGCCUGGAGGGGGCCAGCGCUGAUGCCCCUCUGCCCCCCCUCGAGGUGGUCGUCCCAACAGGAGGAGCGGGCAAUAUCGCCGCCGGAUGUAUCGUGAAGCAGAUGGGCGUGCCCCUGCAGCUUGUUGCCAUGGUGAACAGCAAUGACAUCGUGCGGCGGACAGUGCAGAGCGGGGACUUCUCCAUGGCAGCUGAUGUUAAGCAAACUCUGGCCCCUGCCAUUGACAUUCAGGACCCCUACAACAUGGAGCGGGUGUUCUGGCUGCUGUCGGGGAGAGAUGGCGCCCUAGUGAAGGGUAUUAUGGAGGACUUCCAGAGCUCGCAUCGGCACACUCUGCCACAACAGCUCCACACAGUGCUGUCCCAGGCUGUGUCUGCAGGGACCGUGACGGAUGAGGGGAUCCUGGAGAGCAUGAGGAGGUGCUGGGAGGACAACCAGUACCUACUGUGUCCACACACCGCGGUGGCGGUCUGGCACCACUAUCACACACCUCCCAGUGCUCAACUCAACAGGUGUUACCUAGCAACAGCGUCUCCAGCUAAGUUCCAGUCUGCGGUUCAGAGGGCAGGGCUGACCCUUGACCUGCCUGAAUCUCUGUCCUCGCUGGAUAAGAUGGCUACCCGCUGCGAGGGCCUGGAGAAAAGCCAGACCUGGAGCAAACACUGGGAGGACAAACUGAGGGAGAAAAUCCAGUCGAUAAGCUCCGCUAGGGAACGCAACGUGACCUACUACACCUAAACCUUCAUCUAUUUAGAGAUCAACUUCUUUAACGUUAAAUUCACGUUACCUUAAUUAAACAUUGCAUUUUGAGAUCGACUCAAAAUUUAUGUUAGGAACAUUGAGUAGAUUAAGGGAGCGUAAUAAUUAGUUAUGUAAUUACACAGUAUUUCUUUUUUUUAUGAAUUGGGGAAUGUGCUCCUGACUCAUAAGGUUAGGAGAGACAAAACGGCUUUUGUCCUAUUUCCUUUUCUAUUGAUUGCCAUGGACUUUGGUCUCAUGCAUGCAACGUCAAAUGUUGAAUGACUCAUCCUACCGUUGUUCAUUAGUCUUUAUAACACUGCAAUAUCCUACUAGAUUAUGAAACACAAAAGGGUUUCUGUAGUACAAUGGCGAUGGUAGUCUCAUUCUCCUUCAAAGCCUAGGUUUGUGAAAACCCCUAUAUCAAAAAAAGAUGAUGGUCUGAGUAUAGUAUAUAUAUGAAUAUACAUUGAGUAUGUAUAUGAAUGUGGAGUAUAGCUUACCUAAGACAUUACCAAAGCACAAUAUUAAAGGUACUUUGAUAAUUAAAAAAGCCUCACACAUCUUCCGUUUCAUUGAACUUAUUAAAUUAGAUUUAUUACAAUUCUUAAUAAGAUUGACAGAAUAGGCCAUAACCUUAGUUUUGAGGUGAUGUGGUUGCAUGAGGCAAUGAUAAAAUAAACUGUUACUGCUGAUCUAUAGCAGGGACACAGAACCUUCUCUACAAUCACUAUGCAUCAACGAACCAAUAAGCAAUUAAGAAGACAUGACAAGAAAUUAAUCAGUUCUUCCUGUGCAGAACCUUGUCAUAUUCUCACUUUCCCAAUGUCUGUGAAUCGUUGUUCGUUUGUAGGCUACUGCAGUGCUUUUGCAGUACAAAGCUUUUAGUAGUUGUGAGGAAAGUGCACUCUCGGGGGGACUCAAGCCCUGGUUUAUUGUCCCUGAUAUCUCGGGAAGGACGUGACAAAGUGACAAUGGUGCAACUUGCACCAUAAAACAUUCAAGUACACAACCUUGAGUUUCAGGAAAAAAAUGCAUAAUACGAUUAACGUCAACCAAGAAUUAUGUUGCAUUUAAUUUGAUGACAGAU